Messenger RNA from Salvia miltiorrhiza (redroot sage), 711 nucleotides. Its product is annotated as membrane protein PM19L-like. Bases 80 to 562 code for a protein of 160 amino acids. Lineage: Eukaryota; Viridiplantae; Streptophyta; Magnoliopsida; Lamiales; Lamiaceae. The transcript is spliced from 4 exons. The record is from RefSeq and is a predicted model, not a curated record.
GCACAAAUCACAUGCAAAAAAGUCUGAAAUUUUCUUGAUAUUCCUAUCCAUAUAUAUAUUCAAUUGGAUUCGAGAUAAGAUGGCUGGAGGCCUUAGAUCUGUGGCAGGACUUCUUCUGUUGCUCAACUUUUGCAUGUAUGCUAUAGUGUUGGGGAUUGGUAGCUGGGCCAUGAAUAGAGCUAUUGAUCAUGGUUUCAUCAUUGGUCCUGGAUUAAAUCUGCCAGCACAUUUCUCACCAAUCUCGUUUCCGAUGGGGAACGCUGCGACGGGAUUCUUUGUGAUAUUCGCCAUGAUUGCCGGGGUGGUCGGCAUCGCCGCCGCUAUCUCGGGCCUAAACCACCUCCGCCGCUGGGAUGGCGGUAGCUUGUCCGCCGCCGCCACUGCCGCCACCAUUUCCUGGACCCUUACAUGCCUUGCCAUGGGGUUUGGAUGCAAAGAGAUUGAACUGAACACCAGAAACGCACGUUUGAAAACAAUGGAGGCUUUCAUGAUUAUUUUGUCUGCAACUCAACUCUUAUACAUAGCUGCAAUUCAUGGAGCCGCUUCCAUGUCAAGGAUUUGACCACAUCAUGCGUGUCUGUUUUUGUGCUACUGAUUUGUGAAUUGUUUUAUAUUUAAUUAAUUUUUCAAGUUACAUAUUCUUGUACUAGAUUCUUCUUGUUGUAAGGUUUGCAAAUCAUCUCGUAUUUAUCCAUUAAAAGCUUGUUUGGA